Messenger RNA from Uranotaenia lowii, 1113 nucleotides. RefSeq lists its product as uncharacterized. NCBI's taxonomy places the organism in Eukaryota, Metazoa, Arthropoda, Insecta, Diptera, Culicidae. The transcript is spliced from 2 exons. The record is from RefSeq and is a predicted model, not a curated record. Bases 1 to 1113 code for a protein of 370 amino acids. Gene Ontology annotation, molecular function: zinc ion binding; nucleic acid binding.
AUGGAAAAGUGGGAGGUCCCGCAGUUCAAGUUUAAGCAUUUUCCGAGGAAUAGCAUUCGCAAUGAAUGGCUCAAAUACAAGCGCAAUUUUGAGUUCAUUGUUGCGGCUAGCGGAGAAACUGAUAAAACCAGAAUUAAAAAUAUAUUCUUGGCAAAGGCUGGUCCAGAUCUACAGGAAAUUUUUCUGUCGAUACCUGGUGCUGAUGUCCAAGAGGACGAAGAGGAAACAAUUGAUCCUUUCAAAGUGGCAAUUUCCAAACUCGAUACAUACUUCGCUCUAAAACAGCACGAUGCUUUCGAAAGAAACUUAUUUUGGAUUCUGAUACCCAAUGCGGACGAAAGUUUGGAAAAGUUUAUGCUUCGAUGUCAAGAUCAAGCAGGAAAGUGCAAUUUUGGCAAAACAGCGGAGGAAAGCAAAUCGAUCAGCGUGAUCGAUAAGGUCAUAUUGUUUGCGCCAAAUGAUCUUAAAGAGCAAUUACUUCAAAAGGACACCCUCGACAUUGAUUUUGUGACCAGAAUGGUCAACUCGUACGAGUCUGUCAAGCAUCAGGCUCAGUGCAUGAACCUUUCCGGUACGAACGCAAGUGUAAAUGAGAAUUUUUACCCGGGAUCAGUGAGCGGAAUCAAUAAACUCCUUUGUUCAGAAGAGUCUGAAUGUUCCCGAUGCGGAAAUAAAGACCAUACUGGAAAUUCCAAGGAUUGUCCUGCUGUAAAUAAAGAUUGUCGUAAGUGUGGCCGAUUUGGACAUUUCGCCAUCAAGUGUCGCACUGCUUCUUACAAAAGGAAACCGGACACUCGACCUAAACGGACUUUUCUAUCAGGAAAGCGACCGAAAAUUGAACGUGUACGUUGGAUUGAGCAUAAGAAAGAUGGGGAAGAUGAUCGAAAUUUCAUAUUUAGCAUCAGCGACGGGGAUGACUUCAUGUGGCUCAUCCUGAUUGAUUCAGGAUGUAAAAAGAAUAUUGUAGAUGAAAGAUCCUGGAAGUAUCUCAAAGCCAACGGAAUUAGCGUUGAGAAUCAGUCAACUGAAUGCUCCGAAAUAUUUCUACCAUAUGGCAGUGCUGCGAAGCCAUUGACGGUUCUGGGAAAAUUUGACGCGACUGUGUCGGUCUAA